This is a messenger RNA of Protopterus annectens (West African lungfish), 986 nucleotides long. Its product is annotated as zinc-binding protein A33-like. The record is from RefSeq and is a predicted model, not a curated record. Lineage: Eukaryota; Metazoa; Chordata; Ceratodontiformes; Protopteridae. Gene Ontology annotation, molecular function: protein binding. The coding region runs from base 1 to 957 and encodes 318 amino acids. The transcript has 4 exons.
AUGGUUUCAAUCCAAAAUUAUGUUUUACAGGACCUAUCCCAGAGUCUGGAACAAAACAUUACAACAGAAUUUGCCAGACUUCAUCAGUUUCUCCAGGACAAAGAGCAGCAGCUGAUACAACAGCUCAAAGAGGAAGCAAAUGGAAUUCUAGAAAAAAUGAAGAAAAGUCUAAAUGAAAUUCAAAAAAUGGCAGAAACUAUUCAAAGGGAAAUAUCAGACAACCGUUCAACACUGCAGCAGGAGGACCCUCUGCUUUUUCUUUCAAGUCUCAAGAGUGAAACAGAAAGGAACAAAGAUAGUCAGGAAGUAAAAACUGAUGCUGUAGAACUGAUUUCUGAAGAUCUGACUCUGGGGGUGUACAAAGGUCCUCUACAGUACAAGGUCUGGAAGGAGAUGCUAUCCAUCAUCAUCCCUGUUCCAUCACCUCUGACCCUGGAUCCUGACACAGCACAUCCUAAUCUCAUUCUGUCUGAGGACCUGACCAGUGUGAGACAUGCUGAAGUUACACAGCAUCUCCCUGACAAUCCUAAGAGAUUUAAUACUUACAUCUGUGUACUUGGGAAAGAAGGCUUUAAUUCAGGGCAACAUUACUGGGAGGUGGAGGUGAAGAACAAGACUGUAUGGGAUGUGGGUGUCACCAGAGAAUCCAGCAAUAGGAAGGGAUGCUUUGCAAUGACUGCAAAGCAUGGAUAUUGGAGGAUGAUACUGAGGAAUGGGAAUAAGUACACAGCUAUAGGUUCAUCUGUGAAUUUAACCCUCACUGUGAAACCCCAACGGAUCGGGGUGUACCUGGACUAUGAAGGGGGAGAGGUCUCAUUCUAUAAUGCUGACAACAUGUCCCAUAUCUACACCUUUACUGACAAAUUUACUGAGAGAAUCUAUCCUUACUUCUGCCCCGGUCUUAAUCAUGAGGGAGAAAAUGCAGAGCCCCUGAAACUGUGUCACCUGAAACUGUAAUCUGAAUAAUAAAUUGUUCUAGCACUCAA